Messenger RNA from Diceros bicornis minor, 1529 nucleotides. RefSeq names its product alpha-L-fucosidase 1 (gene FUCA1). Gene Ontology annotation, biological process: glycoside catabolic process; fucose metabolic process. Lineage: Eukaryota; Metazoa; Chordata; Mammalia; Perissodactyla; Rhinocerotidae. Gene Ontology annotation, cellular component: lysosome. Gene Ontology annotation, molecular function: alpha-L-fucosidase activity. The record is from RefSeq and is a predicted model, not a curated record. Bases 16 to 1428 code for a protein of 470 amino acids. The transcript is spliced from 8 exons.
GGCGCGGAGACAGAGAUGCGGUCUCCCGAGAUGAAGUCGCGGGUGGGGGGCGCGCGGCUGCUGCUGCUCUUGCUGGUGCUCGGGGAGGCCGCGUCGGCGCUCGGGACUGCGUGCCCGGCCGGGCCUGGGUGCCGCUACACCCCGGACUGGCCGAGUCUGGACUCCCGGCCGCUGCCGGGCUGGUUCGACGAGGCCAAGUUCGGGGUGUUCCUGCACUGGGGCGUGUUCUCGGUGCCGGCCUGGGGCAGCGAGUGGUUCUGGUGGCACUGGAAGGGCGAGCGGCGGCCGCCGUACGAACGCUUCAUGAGCGACAACUACCCGCCCGGCUUCAGCUACGCCGACUUCGGGCCGCAGUUCACGACGCGCUUCUUCCACCCGGACAGCUGGGCCGACCUCUUCCAGGCCGCCGGGGCCAAGUAUGUGGUCCUGACAACAAAGCAUCACGAAGGCUACACAAACUGGCCGAGUCCUGUAUCUUGGAACUGGAAUUCUCAGGAUGUGGGACCCCAUCGGGAUUUGGUUGGUGAGUUGGGAGCAGCCAUCCGGAAGAGGAACAUACGCUAUGGACUCUAUCACUCACUCUUAGAAUGGUUCCAUCCCCUCUACCUCCUUGAUAAGAAAAAUGGCUUCAAAACACAGCAUUUUGUCAGUGCGAAAACAAUGCCAGAGCUAUACGACCUUGUUAACAGGUACAAACCUGACUUGAUUUGGUCUGAUGGAGACUGGGAAAGUUCUGAUACUUACUGGAACUCGACAUAUUUUCUUUCUUGGCUCUACAAUGAUAGCCCAGUCAAGGAUGAGGUAGUAGUGAAUGAUCGAUGGGGUCAGAACUGUUCCUGCCACCAUGGAGGAUACUACAACUGCCAAGAUAAAUUCAAGCCAAAGACCUUGCCAGAUCACAAGUGGGAGAUGUGCAGCACCGUCGACAAGCACUCCUGGGGCUAUCGUCGCGACAUGGUGAUGGCUGAUAUUGCGUCUGAAUUUGAAAUCAUUUCGGAACUGGUUCAGACAGUAAGUUUGGGAGGCAACUAUCUUCUCAACAUUGGACCAACUAAGGAUGGCCUGAUUGUUCCCAUCUUCCAAGAAAGGCUUCUUGCUGUUGGGAAGUGGCUGAGCAUCAAUGGGGAGGCUAUCUAUGCCUCUAAACCAUGGAGGGUACAGUUGGAAAAGAACACGACAUUUGUAUGGUAUACCUCAAAAGGAUCAACUGUCUAUGCCAUUUUCCUGGACUGGCCAGAAAAGGGAGUCUUAAGCCUUAAAUCCCCCAUAACUACCUCUGCUACACAGAUAAUGAUGCUGGGAAUCCAAAAAGAUCUGAAGUGGUCCACAGAUCCAGUUAAAGGUCUCCUCAUUUCCCUGCCCCAGUUACUGCCCUCUGCUCUCCCAGUUGAGUUUGCUUGGACUGUAAAGCUGACAGGAGUGAAGUGAUCAUUGGCGUUCAAGAGGAAAGGGACACUACCUGCUGUUUGCUGCUUUGAUUUUCCUCUUCUGGUACCGUCAUUGUAAUAAACUACUCUUCUCUACCCAGA